AUGGCGGCUGAAUCUUGUUGGAUCUUACUGGAGGCCAAGGACGGCCCGCUGAACUACAUUAGAGCGAGCCAUGCGAAAAACUGGCCUAUCUUGUAG
Molecule: messenger RNA, 96 nt
Organism: Yarrowia lipolytica CLIB122
Lineage: Eukaryota; Fungi; Ascomycota; Dipodascomycetes; Dipodascales
Source: RefSeq, a predicted model, not a curated record